AUGAAGCAUGUUUCUAAUACGAGUUUAGAAUUAAAGAAAGGUGCAUGGACUGCCCAAGAAGAUAUGCUUCUCAAAAACUGUAUCAAAAAAUACGGUGAAGGAAAAUGGCAUCUUGUUCCUCUCAAAGCAGGUUUAAGAAGAUGCAGAAAUAGUUGUAGGUUGCGAUGGUUGAAUUACCUGAGGCCAAAUAUAAAGAGAGGGGGUUUUGAAGAAGACGAAGUCGAUCUCAUGCUUAGACUUCACAAGCUUCUAGGCAAUAGAUGGUCGUUGAUUGCUGGAAGAAUACCCGGAAGAACAGCGAAUGAUGUGAAGAACUACUGGAACACCCACCUACGCUCUCGUGCCAAACAACAAAAGAAGGAACCUCAAGAUGCUAAAUCAUCAGAAGAUCACAUGAUGGUCACAGUUAUCAAGCCUCAACCACAUACAUUAUCCAAACCCCUAAGUUGGUUCAAGGGUGACAACAAGAACGCGGAAACUCAUGACGAUGGAAACAUAAUAAGAUUAUCAAAUGAUGGUGUGGGAAACAAGUAUAAUAUGUCCUCUGAGUUAAUCUCUUCACCAGUAGUAUUAGACGACACCAUUAACGAGUUUUUGAAGGAGUUAUUUGAUGAAGAGGAAAAAGCAAUUGACAGUGAAAUUGGGUGGUCAUUUGAUGGUUCUCAAAUUGAGAAGAAGGCUUUAAAUGUUACUGAGGACAAUGAAAACAGUUUGUUUGAUUUCUCUAGCGAUGAGUUCAUGUGGAACUUAUUAAAUUCAUAG
This is a messenger RNA of Cynara cardunculus var. scolymus (artichoke), 762 nucleotides long. Its product is annotated as transcription factor WER-like. NCBI's taxonomy places the organism in Eukaryota, Viridiplantae, Streptophyta, Magnoliopsida, Asterales, Asteraceae. The transcript is spliced from 3 exons. The record is from RefSeq and is a predicted model, not a curated record. The coding region runs from base 1 to 762 and encodes 253 amino acids.